Cercocebus atys (sooty mangabey) is the source of this 2354-nucleotide messenger RNA. RefSeq names its product general transcription factor II-I. Lineage: Eukaryota; Metazoa; Chordata; Mammalia; Primates; Cercopithecidae. The coding region runs from base 165 to 1193 and encodes 342 amino acids. Gene Ontology annotation, cellular component: nucleus. The transcript has 14 exons. The record is from RefSeq and is a predicted model, not a curated record. Gene Ontology annotation, molecular function: DNA-binding transcription factor activity.
CUGUUGUGUUACAGGAUGAUUCUGUGAACGCCUUUAGAAAAAAACAACCCUGGUCACAUCACGACCGUUUUACUGGCUGUGAGACCACCACUGUACUGGCUUCUGUAACAUUUCUUGGUUUUCUUUCUAGACCUGAACUAGUUAUUUCCUACUUGCCUCCUGGGAUGGCUAGUAAAAUAAACACUAAAGCUUUGCAAUCCCCCAAAAGACCACGAAGUCCUGGGAGUAAUUCAAAGGUUCCCGAAAUUGAGGUCACUGUGGAAGGCCCUAAUAACAACAAUCCUCAAACCUCAGCUGUUCGAACCCCUACCCAGACUAAUGGUUCUAACGUUCCCUUCAAGCCACGAGGGAGAGAGUUUUCCUUUGAGGCCUGGAAUGCCAAGAUCACGGACCUAAAACAGAAAGUUGAAAAUCUCUUCAAUGAGAAGUGCGGGGAAGCUCUUGGCCUUAAACAAGCCGUGAAGGUGCCGUUCGCAUUAUUUGAGUCUUUCCCGGAAGACUUUUACGUGGAAGGCUUACCUGAGGGUGUGCCAUUCCGAAGACCAUCGACUUUUGGCAUUCCAAGGCUGGAGAAGAUACUCAGAAACAAAGCCAAAAUUAAAUUCAUCAUUAAAAAGCCUGAAAUGUUUGAGACGGCGAUUAAGGAGAGCACCUCCUCUAAGAGCCCUCCCAGAAAAAUAAAUUCAUCACCCAACGUUAAUACUACUGCCUCAGGUGUAGAAGACCUUAACAUCAUUCAGGUGACAAUUCCAGAUGAUGAUAAUGAAAGACUCUCGAAAGUUGAAAAAGCUAGACAGCUAAGAGAACAAGUGAAUGACCUCUUUAGUCGGAAAUUUGGUGAAGCCAUUGGUAUGGGUUUUCCUGUGAAAGUUCCCUACAGGAAAAUCACAAUUAACCCUGGCUGUGUGGUGGUUGACGGCAUGCCCCCGGGGGUGUCCUUCAAAGCCCCCAGCUACCUGGAAAUCAGCUCCAUGAGAAGGAUCUUAGAUUCUGCCGAGUUUAUCAAAUUCACGGUCAUUAGACCAUUUCCAGGACUUGUGAUUAAUAACCAGCUGGUUGAUCAGAGUGAGUCAGAAGGCCCCGUGAUACAAGAAUCAGCUGAACCAAGCCAGUUGGAAGUUCCAGCCACAGAAGAAAUAAAAGAGACUGAUGGAAGCUCUCAGAUCAAGCAAGAACCAGACCCCACGUGGUAGACCUCUUCCCUCCUAGGCUUAAAGUAUCAGUGGUUGAGAAGAGCUUUUCGGACGUGUUACUUCCCCAAGCUGUGUAAUAUACUUGUAUAACAGAAAUACCUUCUAUACAAACCUUUUUUUCUACUUUUAGAUAGAAAUGUCUACUUUUUCAGCAGUUCUGUGAAUUAAAGAGCAGAGUGACUGUGGGUCUGGAAUGGCUGGUGUACUUGGGAAUGUAUUAUCAGGAUUUUACAGCAAUGCUGGGAAACGACAGGGAAAAUGACAGGAAUGAAUCUCACCAGAUUUUUUAUGUACUCAGCAGAGCCUUGAGUUACGGUGUUUAUUUUCCAAUCAAGUGAAGAUAUCUCCUACUGGAACAUCUCAGCUUCUGCAGUGAAGAAAAAUUCCUGUGAUAGUUCAGUUCUUUAGUUUUUCUAUUUGAAAAAAAAAAAAAAUCAUUUAAAUGAUCUUUUGUUCACGGCUCUCCUUAAUGACUGAGUGAACAGUUCCUAUCUGUAUAUUUGACUAAACCUUUUCCUAAGCUAUCUCUCAUGGUUCCUAUGUUUUUUUAUCAUAAUUAAAAGCAAAACCAUCUGGAUCACCUAACAGUCAGAGGUCAGUAUCUCAGCGUGUGAAUUACAGAGUAAAUACAGAGAGAACCUCUUCCACUUUUACUUUUCGUCCAAAUAAAAUGCAUGGUGUACCAGAAGUUGAAGAUCGGGUUGAGGAUUGGGGCUAGCUCGAUGACACUAAGGCCCCGACAUCGCGGGACGGGACCUGCUGUGGCGUGGAUUCUUAGGAACGCGGUUCUAGCCGGCCCCCUCUCCAGGGCUCGCCGUGGCCGGCGUUACUUCCUAGUUCUUCUUGUAACCCUGAGGUGCCAGCACGGGGAGGGAGGAGGGAUCAGGGGGCUGAGGAUGCAACCUCUGACGUUCUGCGCCUUCCUAGGAGAGUCUUACAUGUGUUGAGAUUUCACAAGCAAUGCGAGUUGUAAAAUACCAGCUCUACAAGAAGCUAGGCUCUGUGACAGCAUAGUUCUCAGUAGCUUUAUCACAAUAUUCACAAUGGAGAAUUAUAUGACAUGGUAGCAGAAAUAGGCCCUUUUAUGUGUUGCUUCUAUUUUACCUCAAAUUGUAGAUAUAGGGUAAUCAAUAAAAUCCAUCCAUGCCUUUCACACACUAA